AUGGGAAAUAUCAGCAGCAAACCAGACGAGGGGGCUGCUUUGUACCUGAGGGAUCAAACACGAUUUACGAUCGCGCAGCUGACCGUCAGCAAUUCUACUCAAAGCGUCAUACUCAACAUCACCCCCAAUGCAUUUCCAGCGGUGCGACUCACAGCAAAACGAGACCUAGGAGAUGAUACCCCGGUGAACUACGUGCAGGAUCCCGAAGCUUCCGUUCCGGCCUUUAUCCUGCAACUCCACUAUGAGGAUGAGUUGAGUUUCCGGUUCACGUUUGUAUCGAGGCAAACAGUUGCUGCACCAUUGAGCAGCUCACCCUCCGGAGUGGCGACUACCACAAACGUCGAUACGUCGAUAGCAGGCUUGACUUUUGCAUAUGCUUCCAACUACAGAGAUCUUGAUAAUCUUGUGACCAGAGAGUUCCAUGCAGACCCGAACUUACACAAGAACUCGAAUGUUCAACUGGUCGGCGACUAUUCUACAGAUGGCAGCCCAGCGGUGCAGUUUGAUUGGGCUUGGAAGUGGAGGCCACCGAAGCCGACUGAGGACAGAGGGGGCGGUUGGCGUAAUAGCUGCAGCUUCCUGGAAUACGACCAACGGGCGCAUCGUUUACAUACCCUCGCAUCCUUCUCUUUCUGGGUACAGAAUGCCCAGAGAGAUACCCAGCAGACAUCUCUCGUUUCGCCAGCUCUCGAAAUGUCCGUUCCACCUAGACUACGGGUCGCCUCUUCACAAUCAUACCAGUCCAAGAUCAGUGAAGGGGAGCCCUUCGGCUUCCAGCAGGACCCGCCGUCACCGGUUGAUCCAGUACCAGACCCUGGUGCCAAUGGAGCUCUUUCGGUAAUAAAUAGUGCGCCAGUGGUUGACGUUUCCUGUCAGCGUCCGGGUGAAGACAUGAGCGUCGUGGAAGACGGUCCACUUUUUCGCGCAACGAUGAAGUCCCUGGAGCAGAAGACAGGUAACAUGCGAACUCAAAUGAAGAAGGUCCUAAAGAAGGCCGAAGCUGCUCAGCAGGCACAGGUAGAAUGCAACCAGGCCAUGAAAGGCUUUUUGGCUGCUUUGAAGGAGGCUUCUGGGUCGAAUGCUAGCGCGAUCAAGCCAGCGCUGGAUCAUUACUUCAACCAGAUCGCACAGCAGAUUCUCCACUAUGAGACGCAAAACUCUGCACAUCUCCAAAAACAAAUCAUAGAACCGUUGUCAAAGCUUUAUAACCUAGACAUCAAGCAGGCAGAGGCCAAAAAGAAAGACUUUGAAGAUGAGAGUCGUGACUAUUAUGCAUACGUCAGUCGCUAUCUUGGUCAAAGGCAAGACUCCAUGAAGGACAAGAAGCGAACCGAGAGUGAUAAUAAAUAUCAAACAAAGAGACGCAAUUUCGAGCUGAAGAGGUUUGACUACUCGUCAUUCAUGACAGAUCUUCAUGGAGGACGGAAGGAACAAGAGCUGCUCUCUCAUCUGACACGGUAUGCAGAUGGUCAAGCCAAAUCAUUUCUUGCCACGGCGAAGAAGAUAGAAGAAAUGAGCCCGCAAUUGGAUGCUUUGGUCCGCGAAGUCAGCGAUGCGGACAAGGAAUACAAGUUUCAACGAACAGAACGUGAAGAGAAGCGGCGAACGCUGGAAAAAAGCACAGCAUCAUAUAACGAACCAGCAAACAAUCUUCAGUCUGUGUCAGAAGCAGCAGCCACUCCGUUGCAGAAUGGCUACAACUAUACCUCGGACUCAGAUCUCGGUCGAGCCGACAGUACUAGCUCUCAACUAACGCACAGCCUCAGUAACAAAUCUGGCAUCACUCUCUCUCCAAGUAAUUCUACGCUUGGCCCUCCACCUGGAAGUGCUUAUUCUACCUCACCUAGCAGUACAUUCUUUUCACCAGGUCAAAACCGGUUCAAGGGCAUCCGGGAUCUUGAGGAGCGGGAAAGCAACACCUCAACUUCGGAUAGGCCCGCUAGCGGCCAAUAUCGUAAAGAGGGCUUGCUAUGGGCACUCAGCCGACCAGGGUCGCACAUCGAUCCUAAAGGCAUCAACAAGCAGGCCUGGCAUAAAUUUUGGAUCGUGCUAGAUCAGGGACGAUUGUCCGAGUAUAGCAAUUGGAAGCAGAAACUGGACCUACACAUGGAACCCAUCGACCUUCGCAUGGCAUCUGUUAGAAUGGCACGAGAUGCAGACCGUCGCUUCUGCUUUGAGGUCAUCACACCCCAGUUCAAGAGGAUUUAUCAGGCAACUUCGGAGGAAGAUAUGAGUAAUUGGAUUACAGCCAUCAACAAUGCCCUUCAAAGCGCUUUUGAAAGUCGGGGGCUUUCCUCUACUCCCCAGACAAGUCAGCGUGACUCUUCUGGCCGGGAUAUCAGUUCAGCUCUCACCGGCAAAAGCUCUUCAUAUUCUGGCCAGCAUGGUUACCAUACGCGAGACUCCUCGAGCGUGAACAGAAGCAUCACGGUUGGUGCUCGUCCAUCUUAUAUGCGCACUAGCAGCAACAGUUUUGACGAGAACCCUUCGAAACUUCUUCAACAGAUUCGAAAUGCAGAUCAAGGUAACACCUGGUGUGCAGAUUGCGGCUCAAGCUCCAAAGUCGAAUGGGUAUCCAUAAAUCUUGGAAUAGUGUUGUGCAUCGAAUGCAGUGGGAUUCAUCGCUCUCUCGGCACCCACAUCUCCAAGGUUCGCUCGCUAACAUUGGACACCCUUUCAUUCACAAAUGAUAUUGUAGAGCUUUUACUACUCGUCGGCAACCGUGUUAGCAACAUGAUCUGGGAAGCAAGUCUUGACAGAAGCUUGAAGCCCUCUCCACAAUCGAACCGGGAGCAGAGGCUCAAAUUCAUCAAUGCUAAGUACAGUGAUCGAGCUUACGUCAUGCCUAUAUCAGGGUCUCAGUCUAGAUUUGCCACUCCUGAUGAAACUCUCCUUGCUUCAAUCAAGAAAAACGAUAUUCAAGGUGUUCUGUAUGGCAUCGCGUUAAAGGGCAACGUGAACGCCUGUGAUCGAUCGCGCAAUACGCAUGCAAUCUUUCUGGCUCUCGCAGCUGCGGACCCUGCUGCUCCGGGUUCUGCUGCACCUUCACCCUCGGUAUCGCCGAACAGCAAAGCAAGUCCGAGUCCAGGUAAACCGAAGGCAUUUCCAAUUGCUGAGCUUCUAGUGCAGAAUGGCGGCGAGAUCCCCUCUCAAAUGCCAGCCAUACCAUUAUCAGCAGCCGCUCAGCUGUACAUUGAGCAAAGAACAAGCCAUCCAUUCGCCAUCACAUCGCCCACAAGCGGCGAUACGUUGGCAGCGCUGCCUACAAUUCGAGGUGGCAGCACCAAUACUCUUGCAGGCAUUACGGAGAGGGAGAAUUCUAGAUCAUUAAAGCGAGGGAAUGCGGGAUCGCGAUUCACUUCAUUUGGCGACCGAUGA
Molecule: messenger RNA, 3378 nt
Organism: Endocarpon pusillum Z07020
Lineage: Eukaryota; Fungi; Ascomycota; Eurotiomycetes; Verrucariales; Verrucariaceae
Exons: 4
Coding region: 1-3378 (1125 amino acids)
Biological process (GO): intra-Golgi vesicle-mediated transport
Cellular component (GO): cytoplasm; trans-Golgi network; endosome
Molecular function (GO): GTPase activator activity; protein binding
Source: RefSeq, a predicted model, not a curated record